AAAAGAUCAGUGCUCAGAAUUAUCCAGAGCAAGGACCACAGCUGGUGUAACCUCCAGGUGUGGACAAGAUGGAGACCAAUUCCUCUUUUCCCAUGAAUGUGACUACAGGAACCCAGGCUGUCCCUGCUGGCUACAUUGUCCUGGAUGUCUUCUCUUAUUUGAUCCUCGUCGUUACCUUUGUCCUCGGUGUGCUAGGCAAUGGGCUUGUGAUCUGGGUGGCCGGCUUCCGCAUGACACGCACAGUCACCACCAUCUGUUACCUGAACCUGGCCUUAGCUGAUUUCUCUUUCACCUCCACUUUGCCAUUCCUCACGGUCACCAGAGCCAUGGGAGGACAUUGGCCUUUUGGUUGGUUCAUGUGCAAGUUCAUUUUUACCAUAGUGGACAUAAACCUGUUUGGAAGUGUCUUCCUGAUUUCUCUCAUUGCUUUGGACCGCUGUAUUUGUGUCCUGCAUCCAGUCUGGGCCCAGAACCACCGCACUGUAAGCCUGGCCCGGAAGGUGAUCAUUUGUCCAUGGAUUUGUGCUUUCCUCCUUACUUUACCAGUUAUCAUUCGUGUGACUACAAUGACAAAUAUCCAUGGCACAGGGAAAACAGCCUGCACUUUUGACUUCUCACCUUGGACCAAAGACCCUAAAGAGAGGCUUGAAAUUGCUAUCACCAUGCUAAUAGUCAGAGGAAUCAUCCGAUUUAUUAUUGGCUUCAGCACACCUAUGUCAAUUGUUGCUAUCUGCUAUGGUCUUAUCGCUACCAAGAUGCACAAGCAAGGCCUGCUCAAAUCCAACCGUCCCUUACGGGUCCUGUCUUUUGUUGUAGCUGCGUUUUUAAUCUGUUGGUGCCCAUAUCAGGUAGUGGCCCUCAUAGCCACAAUCAGGGUCCGUGAACUCUUGGUUGGCCUAGGGAAAGACCUUCGAGUUGUUGUGGAUCUGACAGGCUCCCUAGCCUUUUUCAACAGCUGCCUCAACCCAAUGCUCUACGUCUUCAUGGGCCGGGACUUCCGAGAGAGAUUGAUCCACUCUCUGCCAGCCAGUUUGGAGAGGGCCCUGAGUGAGGAAUCAGCUCAGACCACUGACACAGGAAACAGUUCUGCUUCACGUCCAGCAGAGGCUGAGUUACAGGCAAUGUGAGGAUGGAGCUGGGGGUACUUUUGAGCUCCCACUUCCAGCUUCAUCUGCCUUGAGUUACACUUGUGCUGCAGGCAUUCACUGCUGAUCUUAGGGUCGGCCACUCAUCGGGAAAAAUUCUCUGUACACUCUGAUUUGGGGAAGAGAAAUAGGCAUGAGAGUUUUAUUGAUGUCUGUUUUGAUUUUUGGACCUCAGCCCAUGAUGGUAAGUGGUGAAAAAAGAUAAGUAGAUCAUGCAUCCUUGUUAGCUUGAAACAAUCCUGAAUGAUAGUUAUUACUCUAGCAUUACUAUGAAUAAUGUCUGUGUCCAUUUUCAACAGUGUCGUGUUGUGGACAAGAAGUAUAUGGCCACCCUAGAAAAAUGAAGGAGGGAGAGGCAUCGCGUAAUGUGACAAGGCAUUGCUUAAAUUAGGAGAUAUAAAAAGUACUUUCUUAUUUUUUAUUCUCUCUUUUUUACAUAGUGUAUAUUACUUGUACAAAGGGGUUUUGUUGUGAUAUUCCCAUACACGCAUAUAAUGUAUUUUGAUCAAAUUCACCCCCUAUUACUGUUUCUGAUGCCUCCUCCCCGCUGAAAGGAGACACUCAGCCUUUAUUGUCAGUAAGUAAAACUAUAAAGUCAUGAAGAUAUCACCUGAAGAGGACUGAGAAUGUAACUUGGUGAUAGAGUGCUUGCAGAGAAUGCACAAGGCCCUAGGUUCAUCCACCAGAACUGCCCUCCCCUGACCGAAACAGGCAAAUAGAUAUCACCCAAAGAUACUUAGUCCUCUGAACUACUCUUGCACUUGCCUAAUCCCUUGUGUUAUGAAC
Castor canadensis (American beaver) is the source of this 1931-nucleotide messenger RNA. RefSeq names its product formyl peptide receptor 1 (gene Fpr1). Gene Ontology annotation, biological process: complement receptor mediated signaling pathway; phospholipase C-activating G protein-coupled receptor signaling pathway; inflammatory response. Lineage: Eukaryota; Metazoa; Chordata; Mammalia; Rodentia; Castoridae. The record is from RefSeq and is a predicted model, not a curated record. Gene Ontology annotation, cellular component: plasma membrane. Gene Ontology annotation, molecular function: N-formyl peptide receptor activity; complement receptor activity.